Messenger RNA from Striga asiatica, 378 nucleotides. Lineage: Eukaryota; Viridiplantae; Streptophyta; Magnoliopsida; Lamiales; Orobanchaceae. The record is from the annotation of a GenBank genome assembly.
AUGGGAACUUUCCCGGCGGCCUUCUCGCCGGCGUUAGGGUGCACCGGCGGCCUCGAAGCGUGGCAGACGCACCGGCCGGAGCGGAGCAGCGAUUUGGGCGACUCCGAGCCGCUGCUGCUGGAGGAGGAGGACGAGGCGGAGGACGGCGGCGAUGGCGAUUUCCGGGCGGAGAGGAAUGCCCUGAUCUUCGGCGGCGCCGAGGCGCGGUGGUACUCCUCGAUCAGAUUCGCCAGAUCCUCGUCGGACGUGACCGACACGAGCGCGUCCAGGUCCUCCGUAGGCAAUUGGCACCUCAGAUUCACGGAGGCGCCACACAUCUCGGCCAGCUUCACAACCAGCUCUGCAAACAGGGGAAUCGAACCGAAAAUAUAUCAGUAA